Molecule: messenger RNA, 1805 nt
Organism: Symbiodinium pilosum
Lineage: Eukaryota; Dinophyceae; Suessiales; Symbiodiniaceae
Source: the annotation of a GenBank genome assembly
GCGUGGCAAUGCGUACAGUGCAGAGCGAGAUGGUUGCCGCCAUUCCGUUGGAGGCCAACAUGCGCGCGCUCUUGACGCCCUCCGCAGACCCCACAGAGGUCUACAAUGCUCUGUUGGAUGCCAGCGUUCUGGCAGAGGAGUUGCUGGAAGAUUUGUCCGAUGCGGACAUCCGAAACUUCUUUAGCAGCUGGGAGAUCUCUCCUUAUUCCAGCACCUUCGAAAAGAUCGUCAAGCCUGUGCAGGCAUCUGGUGCUCCGAGUUCGGAAGAAGAGGAGAACUUCGUGGAUGAUGUGGCGCAGUACCUCUCCGAGAAGCACUUUUUCCAGGAGAGGCAAAAGUACCACAUGCGGUCGAGGCAUCGCUUGGCCUACUCCUUCUUGUCCCGCUUCGUGCGAACCAUCGAAGUCAUGACAGAUGGAAACUUGCACUACCUGCAUUUCUGCCUGCCUGUGACGGCAAUGUGGUACGUCUACGGCGAAGCGAAGCAAAAUAUCCUGGACACAGUUCCAUUCAACUCGCCUGAGAUCAAGGCCCGAUACUUCAUCCGGAUGUGCAUUGACUUGCACCGCGAGUCGAAGCUGAUCAAGGACUUGUCUCGCUUCUCCAUCGUCCCUCAACGUUUGCUGAAGGUGGCACAGCGGAACAUUCCGGACUGGAUGCACCGACCGUUCCAGAUCUUCCUCUGUGAUGAUGCGAAGAAUAUGACCCGGCUCCUCCGCGGGGCUCUUUACCUUGGUCUGCUCCUGGCUGCGCACACGGGGAUGUUUCUGGUUCCCGCGGAGGAUUCGGAGGACGUGGAGUCGCGAUGGGUGUCGCCACGUGCAGCCAUUCUUGCCUACACACUGGGUGGAUUGUAUUUCCUCUGCACAGCCACAUGGCUACUGCUGACUAUCGCAAUCAAGUUUCCCAUAGCCCUGCACGAAGUCCGAGAAGAUACUGUAGGGCACCACAUCCAGAUCCCUCGCUUCGUUGGUAAUCUCUGGGCGAUUUGGAAACUGAUUUCAGAAGGCCACGUGGCUUGGAGAUUCCUUCUCCUGGGCUGCUGUGUGUGCGCCUUCCUCUUCCGGCACUUUUGGCUCCUUUGCUUUAUCCUCAUGGACUUCUGGUGUCAAAGUUCGGUGCUUGCUACGGUCUUCCGGGCCAUCUGCGCCCCCCUGCGCUCACUCGCGAUGACCUUCUUGGGGCUUGUCAUCAUCACUUUCGUCUACGCUGGCAUCGGCUUCCGCUACUUCCGAGAUGACUUUCACCACUUCUGCAAUGAAAACAUUGUCACAUGCACGGAGAACAUCCUAUACCAGGGCACCCGAGCUGGAAUCGUUGGCUUGAGCUUGAUGCUGAGCUCAACGAAGCCUGGGAAUCCGGACUGGACGGAGCGGAUGAUGUAUGACAUGAGCUACUUCAUCAUCUUUGGUGUCAUUGUGCUGAAUACCAUUGUGGGUCUGAUUGUGGACUCCUUUGGCGCUCUACGCCUUGACAUGGAAGCGCGAGAAAACGACCAGCGGACGCAGACAUUCAUCUCUUGCAUUGACCGGCGGAACGUGGAGCAGGUGGCACAGAUGCGAGGUAUCGCGGAUGGUUUCGAGUACCACGAAACGCACCGGCAGAACAAGUGGGAUUACAUGGCGUUCAUCUUCCACCUCUGCGAGACUGAGUUGGAAGAGCUCACAGGCCCCGAGCAUCAUAUCCGCACGCUUAUGGAUCGGGGGGACGCCAAGUGGAUUCCCAUCGGCCGCUCAAAGUUCCUGGAGGGCUCGGACAUGGGUGUGCGGCCGCAGGCUGGCAUGAUGAGGGAGUUCAGCCCUUGA